CCUGUUUCGGCCAGAUUAAAGUUCAUAGAGGAAGUUUCUGCAAGGAACAGCCUGCUAUUGUUAUAGACGAGCGCUGUGCAGACGUAAGAGAAUAAAGACCACAAGCGAUUUUAGAUCUGAGAUGAAUGAGGGAGAGAGCCAAGGUCUUGUGAAACACACUGGGGGCUGUCACUGUGGUGCAGUGCGUUUUGAAGUAUGGGCCCCACAAGAUCUGCACAUCUUCCAUUGCAAUUGCAGUGUUUGCACUAAGAAGCAAAACAAUCAUUUUAUUGUCCCAGCCUCUCGCUUCAAACUUCUUAAGGGGGACUCUCAUUUAACAACCUACACGUUUAACACUCAUGUUGCCAAACACCUCUUUUGCAAAACAUGUGGUGUGCAGAGUUUCUACAAGCCUCGCUCCAACCCAGAUGGAUAUGGGGUAUGUCCUCACUGCUUGGAUGAAGGAACUGUUCGUAAGAUCACUAUGGAGAAUUUUAAUGGGAAAGAGUGGGAAGUCAGCAUGGACCAGCACAAAACCAUUAGAAACAUGUCAAUAGACUGACACGGCUGUCUUAGUUCUGCAAAGACUCAGAGAGCUAAGGGGAUGAUGCCUACAUUAACAAAUUCAACCAAAUGCAGAAUAUAGCUGGCAAUAAAAUAAAGCCUUACUACAUGAAAUACCAAAAUAAGCUUUUUCAUUCUGUUGCAGUAAAGGUGUUGAAAUCUCAAGUGAGUGAAGUCAUGAGGUAGUUCAUAAACAUAAUGAAUGACAACAAAAUAAUCACAACAAUACAGUAUUUAUUGUACAAGGCAUAUAAACCGAUGGUAAUUGUCUACUGAGCUGCCAUUUUAUCAAAUAAGACUUGCAAUAAGAUGUAUCACAUAAAUGUGCAUGAUAUCAACAUUUGGAGCAGUCACUGACAUAGCAACUGGCUCAGUGUUGCACAGUGUGGCGAGGUGCAGAGGAUUAAGCUGCAAACUGAGGGAUUCACCAUUCCAUGCUUUGGUCACUCCGCAGUCCUGCCUCAGGUACAACAGAUGACAAAGAAAAAAGCAUUUUGCUUCUUAUAUUGUAAAAAUAAACCUAAUAUUCUAUUAACAGCCAUCAAUAAUAGCCAUGUUGGCAUUUUCCCCACUUGUCUUAUUAAAAAUGGUUUCAUAAA
Messenger RNA from Polypterus senegalus (gray bichir), 1142 nucleotides. It is a transcript of the gene cenpv, whose product is annotated as centromere protein V. Bases 122 to 541 code for a protein of 139 amino acids. Lineage: Eukaryota; Metazoa; Chordata; Cladistia; Polypteriformes; Polypteridae. Gene Ontology annotation, molecular function: carbon-sulfur lyase activity. The record is from RefSeq and is a predicted model, not a curated record. The transcript has 5 exons.